ACUCAGUGGGCAGGCCCGAAAGCCGGACCGGUGCGGCAGGGUGAGUCCCAGAGCUGGAGGCGGGUCUCACUGUGCAUAUUUGCAGGCCAGCUGGUUCCAGACCUGGUUGGUAUAGGCCUGAGGCGCUCAGCUUCUCAGUUCUGGUAGCUCUGGCGGAGUCUGCGCGAUGGGCGACCGGGAAGGGCCGGAAGCGGCCAGGCCUGAGGAGGAUGAGCAGGUGCAGGCCGGAAGCGCGGUCGUCGCAGGCUAGAGUCGCAGCGAGCCCAGGAAGCGCAGAGCGAGCAUUGACGCUCCGCUGCCCGGCCUCGGGCCGGCCUAGGACAGAGCUCUGAGGUUCAGAUCCCGGAAAGCCGCACCGCCUGCUUUACCCAACCCGAGCUCUCCACUCUCCUUGUUCUGGAGCCCUGGCGAGUGAGAUCCAGACCAGGAAGGAGGGCUGCGACGGAUCUGCUGGAGAGAUGCAUUUCAUCUCUGAGCAGUUAAAAAGAGUGGGGGAGCGCGUGUGGAAAUUGACACAGGUGGAGAGGGGACGAGAAAGCAUCACAGCAACCGAGAAAAUUAGGAGGCAGUUUUGCUCGGACCGAAUUACUUAACUGAGUCUCCGGGAUGUGGGUUUCUUCAAUUAAAUAGUGGAAGUGAUACUUCUCAAAGAAUAAAGCAAAGCGUUUCAUGCAAAGUGCCACGAAAGUUCAGUUGUCUUCUGAUACAAAGGAAAAUGAAGUGAGGUUGAGUGAAGAGCCACUCCUAAGAAAGAGUUCCCGCCGGUUUGUUAUUUUUCCAAUCCAGUACCCUGAUAUUUGGAAAAUGUAUAAACAAGCACAGGCGUCUUUCUGGACAGCAGAAGAGGUUGACUUAUCAAAGGAUCUCCCUCACUGGAACAAGCUUAAAUCAGAUGAGAAGUAUUUUAUCUCCCACAUCUUAGCCUUUUUUGCAGCCAGUGAUGGAAUUGUAAAUGAAAAUUUGGUGGAGCGCUUUAGUCAGGAGGUGCAGGUUCCAGAGGCUCGCUGUUUCUAUGGCUUUCAAAUUCUCAUCGAGAAUGUUCACUCAGAGAUGUACAGUUUACUAAUAGACACUUACAUCAGAGAUCCCAAGAAAAGGGAAUUUUUAUUUAAUGCAAUUGAAACAAUGCCAUAUGUUAAGAAAAAGGCAGAUUGGGCCCUGCGAUGGAUAGCAGACAGAAAGUCUACUUUUGGGGAAAGAGUGGUGGCCUUUGCUGCUGUAGAAGGAAUUUUCUUUUCCGGAUCAUUUGCUGCUAUAUUUUGGCUAAAGAAAAGAGGUCUCAUGCCUGGACUCACUUUUUCAAAUGAACUGAUCAGCAGAGAUGAAGGACUUCACUGUGACUUUGCUUGCUUGAUGUUUCAAUACUUAGUAAAUAAACCUUCAGAAGAAAGGGUCAAAGAGAUCAUUGUUGAUGCUGUCAGCAUUGAGCAAGAGUUUUUAACAGAAGCCUUGCCAGUUGGCCUCAUUGGAAUGAACUGUGUUUUAAUGAAACAGUAUAUUGAGUUUGUAGCUGACAGAUUACUUGUAGAGCUUGGAUUCUCAAAGGUUUUUCAGGCAGACAAUCCUUUUGAUUUUAUGGAAAACAUUUCUUUAGAAGGGAAAACAAAUUUUUUUGAGAAACGAGUUUCAGAGUAUCAGCGUUUUGCAGUGAUGGCGGAAACCACAGAUAACAUCUUCACCUUGGAUGCAGAUUUUUAAAGCCUCCCCCCUAAAAAAAACCUAAAAACUUAUCAUUGGUAAAUAGCAGUCUAUUUUUCUCUGCCUUUUUAAAACUUCAAAUAUCUCCUUUAAGUGAACAGGAAUUUGAAUGUAAGGAAAUCUAAAACCAAAUUUUAAGCAAGUUGGAUUUAUCUAAACACACUGUAAUUUUCCUUUACAACAAAAGUGUGACCUAAAUACUCCCCUUUUUUAAUCACUCUCAUCUAAGAUAGCAUUAGAUCAUAGAUUGAAGACAGGUAUGAGUUUGACAUUCUGCCCUUACAUCCUUUGUGUGAUCCUUGGCAAGUCAGUUAAUCACUGUAAACUCCAACACAUUUGUCUUUAAAAUGGGUAUAAUAAGUCCCAAGUUCAUAGAGGUGACAGAAGGAUUAAUAUAUAAAAGUAAGUGCUUAACCAAUUCUUCUACCUCUACUACCUCUACUGCUUCUUAAUAUCAUUGAUAAGAUUUAUUGCAGUGACAUUGUGAUACAAUACACUCCUCAAAGUGAUUGGGAUUCUGGGUUGUAAGAUCUACAAUUAGAUUCUUGUAUUUUUAAUGUGUAUGAGAAGAAUAUAAGGAUUUCCUUAUAUCAUAAUUCUCAUCAACUUCUUUGAGUUUUUCAGUAUGUAGUAAAGACAUUAUAGCUCUCAGUUGCUUGAGGUGGGAGCCUUGUGGGGUAGAAUCCAGAGAGUUAUUAUGGUAGUUGACCUUGCAAGAAAAGUUAUUCUUCAGGAAUUAAAAGGGCAACUAUUGCCAGAUAUAGCCUUGGAAUGUUUAGAACUAGGAUAGACUGGCAUUUCUCAAAAUAACGUUGUUAGAUCUGGUGGACCCUCCAGAAUUUUUGUGCUGGAAAAGGAGAUUUAGUGAUCAGAUGAGUUUGGGAAACUCCAUCCCUCCUUAGAAUGUACAUCAGUGCCACAACUGAGGGAGUGUGCAGUACAGAAGUAGCUCACUUUGAUAACCCACAUAUAUGUACUCAACAGUGUGUUUUCUACCUCCCAACAUCUCUCUCAGCAGGCCUCUCAGUACAUUGGAAUCAUUUAUACAUACUGAAAAUGGACAAAAAAGAGACGUGAUAGGGAUUACUGGAACAUUUCAGAUUUAUGCCAAGCUGAGGAAUUUAUCUGAGACUGACGUCAGCUGUAUGAUAAGAUGGUGAGGGAGAUGGAAAUCUAGCUAGGAAAGAUUCAGAAAAGGCCAGGAGCCAAGGCAUCUGCUCCUCUUCAUUUUCAGGAAACAUCAAGAAGUAGCUUGAGCCCCUUCAACCACUUGUUUCCUGCUUAGCAAUAUAUGGAAGUUUGAGGGCUGUGGAGAAGGCUCAGUCAGUCAAGUGCCUGCUGCCCAAGCAUGAGAACAUGAGUUUGGAUUCCCAGUAUCCACAUAAAACCCAUUGCAGCACACAUCCAUCACACACACACACACACACACACACACACACACACACACACAUAUAAAAUUCUGGAAGCAGAAAUUCAAAUAUGUUUCUUUUAUGUAAGUUUUUGUUCAGUUUAAAAGGAGUCAGUCAUAAUUUCAUUAUUAGAGAGAACAUCAGAAACCAGACCUUUUGGCCUAUGGUCAUUCUGUUACUUGUUCAUUUGGUUAAGGUUUUCUUCUGUAGUCACCCAAUAGCCUCCUAAGCUUGACAGAGCAGCUGUUAUUGAAACAUAGAAUUGCGAGGGUUCAGAGAAGCUGAAUUACUUGGCCAAGAUCUCAUACUCUGUCCCUACCAAUUUUUAGAGGCUAUCACAUCCCUUAAAUUUAGUUCUUUGGCAUCUACCUUAAUUUGAUUUUGCUAUUUCCUUGCUAAUUAAAGUAUCAUGCGCUAUCACAGUACUAAUGAAUACUUUAAUUAGAGUAUCAAAAUAUCACAGAGAAACAUUUGAGAUAUUCAGGUAAUAUGUUCCAAGGUAUUUAUCUACUACCAUAUAGAAACAUCUAAAACUGACAAUAUCUGUAAUUAUAUCAGAAUGAAAGAAAAAGUUUUACAGUGCAUACUCCCUAAAUUUUGGGUCCAGAUCUUUAUUAUAAAUAAUGACAGGUGCCUUAAUGUGAGGCUUAUUUAAAGUAACAGUAAGCAUAACUGUAUUUGGAAGAAGUCUUUAAAAAAUGGAUUUUUAAUACACUGUUAUAUUAUAUUCAGUAUUCUGUGCCCUUUUCAAUGUCUCCAGAUUGCACAUUUAUUUAUUAUGUUUAAUAUUUUGGUUCUUAGAUAUGAAAGAAUCAAGAAGUUGUAGAAUGUAUUUUUAAUAUUUCACAGGUAAAGAAAAAAUUGAGUUUAUAACUGUUUUCUCUUUCUUACAGCACAUGUAUUUAAAUCAUUGCUAUAAUAAAGUUAACUAUUAUUUAACGACGUAAAAACAUAGUUCUGUGAUAAACUGAACUUAUUGGAAGCAUUUUGUUGUAGCACAAAUCAUGGCUUGCAUGAACUUUGGGCGAGUUUAUUCUAGCACUGUUAGGUAGGACUGAGUUUCUGAGUUUCAGUAAUCAACAAUUAUUCUUACAAUGUAAGCUGCCCCAAGCCAUGUCUUGUUAUUUGAGCAUUUUACAGUUGUUUCACUUAAAAAUAUUCAGGUGAUUUGGCUUCUUUUUCCCCUUUAUUAUAUUUUAUUUUUCCUUCUUUGAGUUAACAUUUCACUAUAUGUUCUGGCCUGGCUUAUAACUUGUAUAUAUAGCCCAGGCUGACUUAAACUCAUGAUCCUCCUGCCUCAGCCUCCCAAGUACUGGGAUUACAGAUGCCACCAUGCUCAGCUGCCACUUUAUUUUUUGUGCAAGAAGAAAUGCAUUCAGAAAAAUGUAGCAGUUUACAUAUUAAAAAUAAUUUAAUAUUCAGAAUUUUACAUUUAAUAUACUCCUGUUACUCGCCCAGAAUCCCCUAGAAUCCCCAGAUUUACUUUGGACAAUGAAGCUAAGGGCUUAAUGUCACAAACUUCAUUGAUAAAGAAAGCUGCUGGUGGGCUGCAAGUCAGCCCUAAAAUCAAGUGUCAAGUUUUAAGCUAAUCAAGUGAAUUGGCAGCUAACUCAGACAGACCUAGACAAGAGACAGAGGCUGAACGUCUUUGUUCCUCACCACUUUCUUUAAAUGGUCGACUCCUUUGUAAACUGCUCUGGGUUUGAAGAAGAAUCUGAUAUUCCUGAAGAAAUGGGGGGAGGAUUUGUCCUUCAAAUUUGUGGCUUAAUUCUGUUAAAAAAA
This is a messenger RNA of Nannospalax galili (Upper Galilee mountains blind mole rat), 4889 nucleotides long. RefSeq names its product ribonucleotide reductase regulatory TP53 inducible subunit M2B (gene Rrm2b). Gene Ontology annotation, cellular component: cytosol. Gene Ontology annotation, biological process: deoxyribonucleotide biosynthetic process. Gene Ontology annotation, molecular function: ribonucleoside-diphosphate reductase activity, thioredoxin disulfide as acceptor. The coding region runs from base 670 to 1698 and encodes 342 amino acids. The record is from RefSeq and is a predicted model, not a curated record. The transcript is spliced from 10 exons. Lineage: Eukaryota; Metazoa; Chordata; Mammalia; Rodentia; Spalacidae.